CACUUUGGUAACGCUGCGAGCUUGCAGAAAGUUGCUAAUUGGGCGGGCGUCGGCAAGGGCACCGUGACUCUAGUGACCCGACGUGUUCUCACAGCGAUCUUGCGUCCGGACUUCAUGUCAGAGACGGUCAGACUGCCGACCCCAGUGGAGAAGGAGAAAGCGAAGGCGUGGGUUGAGGCACAUUCUUGCCGAGCCUGGAGAAAUGGAUGGUGCAUGGUUGAUGGCACACUUGUGCCACUAGCGGACCGGCCUUAUUUCUACGGCGAGAGUUACUUCGACAGGAAGUCAAAUUACUCUCUGAAUAUCCAGAUCAUCUCGCUUCCAAAC
Mycena citricolor is the source of this 327-nucleotide messenger RNA. NCBI's taxonomy places the organism in Eukaryota, Fungi, Basidiomycota, Agaricomycetes, Agaricales, Mycenaceae. The record is from the annotation of a GenBank genome assembly.